Pelmatolapia mariae (spotted tilapia) is the source of this 7806-nucleotide messenger RNA. It is a transcript of the gene dock10, whose product is annotated as dedicator of cytokinesis 10. The record is from RefSeq and is a predicted model, not a curated record. Bases 301 to 6864 code for a protein of 2187 amino acids. Gene Ontology annotation, biological process: dendritic spine morphogenesis; positive regulation of GTPase activity; small GTPase-mediated signal transduction. Gene Ontology annotation, molecular function: guanyl-nucleotide exchange factor activity. The transcript is spliced from 56 exons. Lineage: Eukaryota; Metazoa; Chordata; Actinopteri; Cichliformes; Cichlidae.
GCUGCCAGUGUGUUAGCUCAGCAGCAUUAGGAGCAGGACACGAGAGCAGAGCAGUUCAGCGAAAACAAAACUGGCAGGACUGGGAGAAGUGAAAUUGGAGAGGAAAGCUGGGACGGGCACAGGGAGUUUAGGAUGGAGCUUUAGUUACUGCAUUGGGCUUGAACCGAGUACAGCAGCACUGGCUGGACCAGGGGCUGAACUGAGCUGUUCAGGGCAAACUGCUGUGCCUCAGUUCAGGUGAAGCUCACACUGCCAGACGGAAUCAGGACAGGCUGGACUUGGAGUCUCCAGCUUUGGAUUAUGGGUUGCUCGGCCAGUGUGGUACUGCUCCUGCGCUCAGUGGGCGGGGCCGACUGCGGUCACAUGUGUUCACGACAGGACCAGCUGUCACUGGAUGCUGCCACGCCCACCUUAGAAGGUUAUACCACUACCACCCCACCUCUGACCAUCGUUGUAAUGCAGGAGAAGCCUAAAGUAAUCGAUCCUCUUGACUACGAGACCGUCAUCUCUGAACUGGGGGAUGAGUGUAAAGAAGACCCUCUCAGAGACCUGCUCCUAUUUCCUGACAAUGAUUUCUCAGUAUCCACAGUGCCUCAGGAGAGACGCACUGUCAAAUCCACUGUUCCCGAGGGGGCAGAACUCCACGCUGAAUGUCUGCUGGUCAGACAGGCCUGCAAGUAUUACAACUCUGAUCUAAAUGUGGUCCAUUUCAAGUAUGACGACUACGCCGGAGACUACCGGCUGCUGCCAAGGAAACUGUACAAAGCAGAGAAGCUGCCAUCCCACUCUUUUGAGAUUGACUAUGAAGAUGUGGACAAGGAUGAGGAUACCACCUCUUUGUCGUCAUCCAAAGGAGGAGGGGGCGGAGGAGGUGGUGGUGGGGGAGGCGGAGGGAUUGGUGUGUUUCGUUCAGGCUGGCUGUAUAAAGGGAACUUUAACAGCACCGUCAACAAUAGCAUCACUGUUCGGUCAUUCAAGAGGAGGUAUUUCCAGCUCACCCAGUUAACAGAUAACUCCUACAUCAUGAAUUUCUACAAAGAUGAAAAGAUCUCAAAGGAACCAAAAGGGUGCAUAUUCCUCGACUCAUGCACGGGUGUGGUACAGAAUAACCGCCUAAGGAAACAUGCCUUUGAGCUGAAGAUGAACGAGGUUACGUACUUUGUGCUGGCCGCAGAGAGCGAGCAGGACAUGGAGGAGUGGAUUAGCACGUUGACCCGUAUCCUACAGAUCAGUCCUCCUGAAGCACCAGCUCAAGACCGCAAGAGCUUGGAACUCAACGAACACCGGCAGGAUGUGUUUGACCUGUCGUUAAGUGACUCCUGUUUGCAGGAAAAUGAAGAAACCACAGAGAACGGCAUCAAUCCAGAGCUAGCAAAGUAUAUCUCAGAGACAGAUGAAGGAAUUCGUUCCGCCAGAAGAGAAGAGAGGUUGAAUCUUUUCUCGCUCGAUCCAGACACUCCCGCUCUGAGAAGCCCACGAAGUGAACAUUCAUCCACUGAAAGCACACCAGUGCGUCCUUUUGAGGAGAAGCUUGGCAGGAGAUUUAUGGCAACUUGCCGAUCUUUCAACCUCAUGCUACAAGGCUGCGUCAACGAGAGUGAAACGGGACCGGUCACUAAUAUUGAACCCUUCUUCGUGUUGCUGGCUCUGCUGGAUAUACGAGAAGGGAGGAAGGUGUCUGCAGACUUCCACGUAGACCUCAACCACGAGGCAGUGCGUCAGAUGCUCGGAGGCCUAAGUAACGGGACGGGGGCUCCGGGUACGGAGGUUGGAGGUCAGGAAAAUGGCUUGUGUUCUCCUGCUGAGAGGAAGCCUGGUGACUGUUACCUCAGCUUGGACCUGGAGCACUGGCUUUGCUUUCCCAAACAGGCCAUUUUCUCAGUGACCAACCCCCACACAGACAUAGUGAUGGUCGCAAGAGUGGAGAAAGUGCUCAUGGGAAAUAUUGCUUGUGGAACUGAAGCUUAUACAAAGAAUACAGACUCCAGCAAGACUGUUCAGAAGAUUUUGAAGUCCAACAAACAGUUUUGUAGUAAACUGGGAAAGUACAGAAUGCCAUUUGCCUGGUCUGUCAGGUCAGUGUUUAAGGACAGCCACGGAGCAUUGGACCGAGAGUCUCGUUUCUCACCUCUUUUCAAACAGGAGAGCAACAAGAUUUCCACAGAUGACCUCAUAAAGCUGGUGUCUGAGUACAGGAGGGCUGAGAAGACAAGCAAACUACAGACUAUUCCUGGGACGCUGGAUAUCGCGUUAGACUAUGUUCCAAUGGAGCAUCCUAACUGUGUGACGUCCUCCUAUAUACCAGUGAAGCCCUUUGAAGACCUGACUAAACACCAACCCACAGUGGAGGUGGAGGAGUUUGCACAGGACACCACCAAGUUCAUUCAGCCACAUCGCGUCUACAAAAACCACAUCUACGUCUACCCUAAGCAUCUCAAGUAUGACAGUCAGAAGAGCUUUGCUAAGGCUCGUAACCUUUCGGUCUACGUGGAGUUCCGCAGCUCAGAUGAAGAGGUUGAAAAACCCUUAAAGUGCAUCUAUGGCAAACCAGGAGGACCAGUCUUUACCACAACAGCCUGCUCCACUGUCCUACAUCACUCUCAGAGCCCCGACUUCUAUGAUGAGGUGAAGAUUGAGCUUCCUACUCACCUCCAUGAAAAGCACCAUCUUCUCUUCUCCUUUUACCAUGUCACCUGUGACAUUAAUGCCAAGACAAACUCAAAGAGGAAAGAGACUCUGGAGACCCCAGUGGGAUAUUCUUGGCUGCCUCUGCUCAAAGAAGGCCGUGUGUCAUCUCAGGAGUUCAACAUCCCCGUCUCCUGUAACCUGCCUCCUGGAUACCUGGCCAUCAAGGAAGCCAGCAACACCAAGAAUGGAGCAGAUAUGAAAUGGGUUGAUGGAGGAAAGCCUAUUUUUAAAGUAUCCACCAACGUUAUCUCCACAGUAUACACUCAGGACCCCCACCUGAACCGAUUCUUCCAGCAGUGCCAGAAGAGAGAGCUGGACCUCUCUAUACCUCCUACCUCCAACUUCCUCAAUUGCCUGAAGGGUCUCCUCAGCAUGGAGAGAAUCCCAGUGAUAGUCCGAUUUCUGCCAGUCCUCUUCAACCAGCUGUUCAAGGUUCUGACUCAGAAUGACAAUGACGAGGUCACUACUGCCACCACCAGAGUACUGGUCCACAUUGUUGCAAAGUGCCAUGAAGAAAACCUGGAUUCUAGCCUGCACUCCUACAUCAAGUAUGUGUUCAAGUCAGAGGACCAUGGGUUUAGGACAGUUCAUGAAGAGCUGGCUAAGGGAAUGACUUUUGACCUGAAGAGCAAUGAGCAAGCAGCUGUCAAGAAUGUGCUGAAGUUCUCCUGGUUCUUCUUUGAACUUAUCGUCAAGUCCAUGGCCCAACAUUUGGUUGACUAUGACAAGUUAAAGCUUCCCAGGCCCCAGCGUUUCCCCUCAUCUUACCAGAGCCGUGUGGAGAACCUGGUGGAGACAGUGUCUGAACACAUUUUCUGGAAGAACAAAGAGAUGCCAGAAGAAACACGCAGUGCUAACUUAGCUGUGGCAGCUUUUGUGAAGCGCUGCUUUACCCUGAUGGACAGAGGCUUUACAUUCAAACUAAUCAGCAACUACAUUAACAUGAUCACUGCUACCGACAGCAAGGUCUUGUGUGAACUCAAAUUUGAAUUCCUGAGAGAAGUGUGUAACCAUGAACACUACAUUCCUCUCAGCCUGCCCUUACCUUCCGCUCGCAUCACAGACCAUGCAUUCCCAGAAACACAAAGUACUCAUGCAUCAGUGCCUGAGUACAACCUGACUGGAGAGUUCUGCAGGAAACACUUCCUGACUGGCUUGUUGCUGAGGGAACUGGGGCUGGCUCUCCAGGACGAGCAAGACCUGAGACACCUAGCCUUGGCCACCCUGAAAACCCUAAUGGCCAAACACUCUCUGGAUGCACGCUAUGCCACCAAGGAAAAGCAGGCAAGAAUUGCAUCUCUCUACCUGCCGCUGUAUGGCCUCAUCCUGGACAACAUGCCAAGAUUCUUCCUCAGGGACCUUUUCCCCAUCUACUUUACUGCUAGUGACCAAGGCUCUCGAGAUGACCUCAGUGUGGGAGCAGUGGCAGCUGGAGGGGUUACUCGCCAUGCCAACUCUGUAGAUGCCUCAUUUUCCAAAGAAGUACUCAAUUCCAUUACAGCCUUCUCCUCCUUGGCAGUUGCUACGGGUAACCAGGCUGACUCUCGAGGCUCUCUGAUCAGCGUGGACUCCAACCCGAGCAACAGUGACAGGAACAGCGAGAAAAUGGACGGAUGUGAGAAGUUUGCCCGGCCCCAGUCCCUGAUAGGCUACGGUUCUCGAUGUGACAAGCUGGACCAGGCAGAGACCCGCAGCCUCCUCAUGUGCUUUUUGCAGAUCAUGAAAACCAUAUCUGAAGAUGUGCUGGUGUCCUACUGGCACCGCGCCAUUCACCAGGAGAUCUCGGACUUCUUCAACAUUCUGGAGCUCUGUCUUCAGCAUUUUAGAUUCCUUGGAAAACGCCACAUAGCCAGGAAGCUAGCAGCGGCAGUAAAGCUGGCUCAGUCAACCCACGCCAAUGGCACCCUGAAGGGCUCUAACAACCCCUCCCAGUCCUCUCAACCCUCAAGCCUCUUCCCACAAUGGAUGGCAUCUGGGGGUGAUGGCCACCGGCAUGCUCGCUCCCAAACCAUGCCCAUCAUCAGGGGCAAGAAUGCCCUCACCAACCCCAAGCUGCUGCAGCUGAUGGAGCCAGAUGGCAUUCAGGAUGGGGACACGUUGAGUCCUACAGAUGUUGAGGCGAACAUGUCCACAGAGGUCGCCCUGACUGUGCUGGAUGUACUAGAGCUGUUUGUUCAGCAUCAGAAGAAGCAGCUGUUGCAGGACGAUGGACAGAACACAUUGAUGAAGAAGGUGCUGGACACCUACUUGCUCUUCUUUCAGAUCAACCAAUCAACUGCUACUCUACGGCAUGUCUUUGCUGCACUCAGGCUUUUUGUACAAAAGUUUCCCAGUGCAUUCUUCCAGGGUAAGGCAGACCUGUGUGGCUGUCUUUGCUACGAGAUCCUCAAGUGCUGUAACCAUCGAUCCAGCUCCACCCAGACGGAGGCAGCUGCCCUGCUGUAUUUUUUCAUGAGAAAAAACUUUGAGUUUACCAAGGGAAAGUCGAUCGUUCGCUCACAUCUGCAGGUUAUCAAGGCAGUGAGCCAGCUGAUAGCAGAUGCUGGAAUCGGAGGCUCGAGGUUUCAACAGUCUCUGGCCAUCAUAAACAACUUUGCUAAUGGAGAUGCACCACUGAAGAACACUCCAUUCCCUGCUGAGGUGAAGGACCUGACCAAACGGAUCAGGACAGUUCUGAUGGCUACAGCCCAAAUGAAGGAGCAUGAGAAGGAUCCUGAAAUGCUGGUGGAUCUGCAGUACAGUUUGGCCAAUUCCUACGCGAGCACGCCUGAGCUUCGACGCACUUGGCUCGAGAGCAUGGCCAAGAUCCACGUCCGCAACGGGGAUCUCUCAGAGGCUGCUAUGUGCUACAUCCACAUCUCAGCCCUGAUUGCUGAAUCGCUGAAGAGGAGAGGCUACUGGAGCGCUGACAAGGCCAGGAUGUCCAGUGUGUCCCCUGAAGAAAGCCCUGUCUAUAAAUGUAGCUCCUUACUAACUACCUCCCGAGAUCCAGACACAUCCUUCUCCAUGGGCUGGGCAGCAUUUAUGUGCAUCAGCCCUAAUGUUAAAGAGGAGGGAGCCAUGAAGGAAGACACUGGUACACAAGACACACCAUAUACUGAGGACACCCUGGUGGAGCAGCUGGAGCUGUGUGUGGACUAUUUGUGGAAAUCGGAGAGAUACGAGCUCAUUGCUGACAUCAACAAACCUGUAAUUGCUGUCUUUGAAAAGAGAAGAGAUUUUAAGAGGCUAUCAGAGCUGUACUAUGACAUCCAUCGCUCCUACCUGAAGGUGACGGAGGUGGUGAACUCAGAAAAGCGUCUCUUUGGGCGCUACUACCGUGUAGCUUUCUACGGACAGGGUUUCUUUGAAGAGGAAGAGAGCAAAGAGUUCAUCUACAAAGAGCCAAAGCUGACAGGGCUGUCGGAAAUCUCCCAGAGAUUACUCAAACUCUACUCAGACAAGUUUGGAGCUGAAAAUGUCAAGAUGAUCCAGGACUCUAAUAAGGUAAAUCCUAAAGACCUGGACCCCAAGUUUGCUUACAUUCAGGUCACAUAUGUAGUGCCCUACUUUGACGAGAAAGAACAAUGUGACAAAAGGACCGACUUUGAGAGGCAUCACAACAUCAACCGGUUUGUAUUUGAGACACCGUUUACACUGUCAGGAAAGAAACAUGGAGAUGUGGAGGAGCAGUGCAAACGGCGCACCAUACUGACUACAAGUUCCAGCUUCCCUUACCUUAAAAAGCGUAUCCAGGUGGUGGAGCAGCAAAGCACAGAAAUGAAUCCAAUUGAAGUUGCCAUUGACGAGAUGUCACGUAAAGUCUCUGAGCUCAACCAGCUCUGCAACAUGGAGGAGGUGGACAUGAUCCGGCUGCAGCUCAAACUGCAAGGCAGUGUCAGCGUCAAGGUGAACGCAGGGCCCAUGGCGUAUGCCAGGGCAUUUUUGGAGGAGAAGAAUGCUAAGAAGUAUCCAGACAACCAGGUCAAACUUCUGAAGGAAAUUUUCAGGCGGUUUGCAGAAGCCUGUGGUCAGGCUUUGGAUGUAAAUGAGCGUCUGAUCAAGGAGGACCAGCUGGAGUACCAGGAGGAGAUGAGAGCUCACUACCGGGACAUGCUGACUGAGCUUUCUGGGAUCAUGAAUGAACAGAUUCCUCACACAAGACAACCAGGAACAGAAAGGCACAGCACCUACUGAACGGCCAGUAGACUCGCCAUAAACAUUUUGUCCCAGUGAGCCUCAGAGUGACUCAUUUGAUUGUUUCCGACCUUUUUUCCCCCCCUGGAGCAGUUGGCUACUGGAACUGUGACUGAUGAAGAGUGUAGAGGACAUUAAGGGAAGAAGUGUGUAGACUGUGGUUGUGGUAGUCUGUAGUCCUGUUGUUGAACGUUGUCUACAGUAGAGAGCAGGCUGCUGGACUGUUAGCUACUGUACGUUUUGAUUUAAAAGACUCGGUUCGUGUGUCGUAUAGAUUUCCCUGCCCCCUCAAGUGAUUACAUUUGCUUACAUAUUGGCAGACAAACCUGCAAACAAAUACAAAUGCACACAAACACACAACAUGCGCCUUCUCUCCACAACCCUGACCUUUUAGAGAACAGUGACCUUACUGAGCUCGAGGUGCGUUCAGCUGUAUGAAAUAUAAAGCUCUCUGGUGCAUUUUGAUUACAGUUAUUUUUACAUUUUUCUGUGGAAUAUUACUGAAUUUCAAACUAUUAAAAGAAGUCUCGCAAGACAACUAAUGUGAAAAUGGCAAAUGAUUUGAUUACAGGUUUUAAUUAGCCAAGAAUGUGAGGAGUUGAACGCACCUCCAGUUCUUGUUUGAAUGUAGAGCAGCUCCACAUUGCUACUUUGUAUCCUAGCUAACGAUCUGGAAAUAUCAGCUUGCCAAUUUUCAAAUGGAAACAGACAAAAAAAAAUAUGUUUUGUAACAUUUUUAUAAUUGAAAAUUCAUUGUUACUGUUAUUAUUUCCUGUACUGUUUUAAAUUGUAAAUAAGAAAUAUUAAUAUUUAAAAAUGUUUGAAAUGUUGCUUUUUAUAAAAUAUACAAUAUAUAAAUUUGUUUAGCUGAAUAAAAACAAACAAACAAACAAACAAAACUAAAGUUUUAUGUAUAACAUUUAAAUAAAAUUUUGUUAAUGU